GAGGGAGAGAAAUCCAUUUCGCAUUUCACAUUCUCUCCACAGAGAUACAGAGAGAAAGAGAGAGAGAGAGAGAGAGGGUGUGUGUGUGUGAGAGAGAAGCACAGAGAAACAUUUGGGGGAGUGGAUCUAGUACAAGCGAGAACAUCAUAGGUUCGUGCGGCUCUCCCUCGCCGUCUCGCCAUCGCAUCAGAAUGUCGGGUCGCCACGAUAAGGAGAAGGGCGUCAACGUCCAGGUCCUCCUUCGUUGCAGGCCGUUUAGUGACGAUGAGUUGCGGAGCAAUGCCCCGCAGGUUAUUACUUGCAAUGAAUACAUGAGAGAAGUGGCUGUGUCCCAGAACAUUGCAGGCAAGCAUAUAGAUAGGGUUUUCACUUUCGAUAAGGUUUUUGGUCCCAAUGCUCAGCAGAGGGAUCUUUAUGAGCAAGCUGUGAUUCCAAUAGUGAAUGAAGUCUUAGAAGGCUUCAAUUGUACCAUUUUUGCUUACGGUCAAACUGGCACAGGAAAGACCUACACAAUGGAGGGUGAAUGCAAAAGGGCAAAGAGUGGGCCAAAUGGAGAAUUGCCUCCCGAAGCUGGAGUUAUUCCGAGGGCUGUCCAGCAGAUUUUUGAUACCCUUGAGGGCCAGAACGCAGAGUACAGUGUAAAAGUCACUUUCUUAGAGCUUUACAAUGAAGAGAUUACCGAUCUGCUUGCUCCAGAGGAACUUUCCAGAGUUUCUUUGGAGGAGAAGCAGAAAAAGCAGUUGCCUCUCAUGGAGGAUGGGAAAGGUGGAGUCCUUGUAAGAGGUUUAGAGGAGGAAAUUGUGACGAGUGCUAGUGAGAUUUUCACUCUACUUGAAAGAGGGUCUUCAAAGCGUCGCACUGCAGAAACUUUAUUGAACAAGCAAUCAAGUCGGUCACAUUCUCUCUUUUCCAUCACGAUACACAUUAAGGAAGCAACCCCAGAAGGUGAAGAGUUGAUCAAAUGUGGAAAGUUGAAUCUGGUUGAUUUGGCAGGCUCAGAAAAUAUCUCUCGUUCGGGUGCUCGAGAGGGUCGUGCAAGGGAAGCCGGAGAAAUCAACAAAAGUUUACUGACUUUAGGGCGAGUAAUCAAUGCUCUGGUGGAACAUCUUGGACAUAUCCCUUACAGGGAUAGCAAGCUAACACGAUUACUUCGGGAUUCACUUGGAGGAAGAACCAAGACGUGCAUCAUAGCUACAGUUUCGCCAGCUGUGCACUGUCUGGAGGAAACUUUGAGCACACUGGAUUAUGCACACAGGGCGAAAAAUAUAAGAAAUAAACCUGAGGUAAAUCAAAAAAUGAUGAAAUCAACUCUUAUCAAGGAUCUUUAUGGUGAAAUUGAACGGCUUAAGGCAGAGGUUUAUGCUGCACGUGAAAAGAACGGUGUCUAUAUCCCAAAGGAGCGCUACUAUCAGGAGGAAAGUGAAAGGAAGUCCAUGGCUGAUCAGAUUGAGCAUAUGGGGGUUAUGCUAGAGACCCAUCAAAAGCAAUUUGAGGAGUUGCAGGAGAAAUAUAAUGUCCAGGUUCGACAAUGUCAUGAUUUGAGUGGCAAACUCGAUUCAACCGAGAAAACUUUGAAUCAUACCACUAAGUUGCUUUCUACGGCUGAUGAAGAAUUGAUGAAAUGUCAAUAUGCUCUGAAAGAGAGGGAUUUUAUUAUCUCUGAGCAGAAGAAAGCGGAAAGCGCCCUGGCUCAUCAAGCAUGCAUGUUGCAAUCUGACUUGGAGAAAGCACUUCGUGAUAAUGCUUCCUUGUUCUUAAAAAUUGGUAGAGAGGACAAGCUGAGUGCUGAUAAUAGGUUGGUAGUGAAUAAUUACCAGGCAGAUCUUGCCCAACAAAUUGGUUCUCUUUGCCAGAUGGUGGCAACAUCAAUGUCUCGUCAGAAUGAACACCUUCAGUGUGUUGAGAACCUCUGUCAUUCUUUUUUAAGUGCACACGUUAAGGCGAUUAUGGACAUGAAGCACAAAUUGACAUCUUCAAGGACUUUGUAUCUGUCUCAUAUUGAGGCAGUGCAGAACGUUGUGCGUUUGCACAAGGCGAGCUCUAAUGCUGCUCUAGAGGAAAUUUCAUCUUUGGCUUCUUCUAAUGCAAAUUCUGUUGAAGAAUUUCUAGCUUCAGAUGCUGGUGAAGCAGCUUCAAUAUUUGAGGAUCUUCAGAGUGGUCUCUCGACACAGCAGGGUGAAAUGGUAGCCUUUGCUAAGGAAUUGAAACAGAGGUUCCAUUCUAGUAUUAAGCAAACAAAGGACAUUUCUGAGUACUCUCAAGGAUUCCUACACAAGCUUUUGGAAGAAUCAAAGAGGCUUGAAGAUCAUGUGGCACAGACGAGCGAUAUUAAAAUGAAUAGUAUUGCUGAAUUUCAGAAGGCUUAUGAGGAGCAGUCGAAAUCUGAUGCUGAGAAGCUUAUUGCUGAUAUCUCUAGCUUAGUCUCUAUUCACAUUUGUCGCCAAAAAGAGAUGGUGGAUUCCAAGCUUGUUGGUUUCAGAGAAGGUGCUAUUGCAGACAAGUCUUUCAUGGAUGGUCAUGUUUCCUCCAUGGAGGGUAUUGCCACAGAUGCAAAAAGAAAAUGGAUGGAAUUUUCAAUGCAAGCAGAGAAUGACGCUAAGGAUGGUGCUGAUUAUUCUGCUGCAAAGCAUUGUCGCAUGGAGGUUCUUUUACAGAAAAGUGUAAGUACUGUUGAUUCAGCUUUGGAGCACUGGAAAAUGACGCAGGAGUCUGUGAAUGAUAUGGGAAAUAAACAUGUUUCAGCCAUGGUGUCACUUAUCAGGUGGGGAAACCCUUUUCACAUCUUUUCUAUGGAUUGUAAUGAGCAACAUGAUGUUGAGAUCAAUUCAGUGAGGGCUGCAGUUGAGCAAGAUGUGGCAAAGAAUAGUGAGGAUGUCAUUCAGCAUGUUGAUUGUGUGCAUGAGCAGGAGCGUGAAUCUAUUUCUGAAAUCUUGGAGAAUAUCAAGGCUCAUUCAAAUACCCUUGAGACUUUUCAGGAGGAUCACUCUGGCCAAGCUGCAUCAAUUGAAGAGAGGGCACGGGAUACCUUCCAGAACCAGUAUGCGGAUUAUGAACCUAGUGGAUCUACACCCGAAAAGACUGAGCCAGAAGUUCCAAGCAAGGGCACGAUUGAGUCACUUCGAGCCAUGCCUAUGGAAGCUCUUGUUGAGGAAUUCCGGGAAAACCAUUCAUACGAAUCAUUCGAUGUGAAGGAGUUGAAACCGUCACUUAUACCCCGGUCACCGCUUACACAACUAAACUAGUAGUGGUGUGAUUUUAGCUCAAUCACUUGCAUUAAAUUGGUAUUUGUAUUUGUACCAUUAUCCUACAAUUUUUUUCUUGCUUUUGAGAAAAAGGAUGUAAGAGAAGGGUGUAUUGCUUGUUCCUAGCACAAGUCAGUGUAUCAAUAAAUCCAGUCUUUGGAUUUAGCAGUGUAGCUCGAUAUAGGAAUGUAUAUUGAAGGCAGAAACCUACCUACAUGUGUUUUAAGUUUUAUUCCAUAUAUGCUAUUUUGUUAAGCCAAUUGUGUA
Prunus mume (Japanese apricot) is the source of this 3509-nucleotide messenger RNA. The record is from RefSeq and is a predicted model, not a curated record. Lineage: Eukaryota; Viridiplantae; Streptophyta; Magnoliopsida; Rosales; Rosaceae.